GACACUUAUUUUGAAAUUUUUCCAUUUUACUAAAACGACACUUAUUUUGGAAUGGAGGGAGUACUAGUUUAGAAUAUAAAACUAGAAAGUAAAGAAUAAUGAAAAUGCAUUGUUUUAACGUCACAAUUUCAUCUUUUAAGACUUUAAAAGUGCUUCAUGUCUCAGUCCGAUUCUGUUAUCUAAUGGCAUGUUAACGUUUAACGCUCACGAUCUAAGUUGCGACACAAUUACACAUGUAGUGUACGAUAAAAAUGUAAAUGAAUAACUUGGCAAAAACAAUAUUACUACUUCAAAGAACUCAAUUUAAGUUUGUCACGGGAAAUUUGUAACGUACUGUCAAUCACAAUUUUGUACUACUAAUAACAAACUAAUGGGAUGAUUAAGAUGGUAAAAACACAAUUAUGAUGUCUUUGGAUGCCACAAUAUCCUUUACAAAAAGUACUGUUAUUCUAGAAACAAACAAACAGGUGAUCUUAUCUUGAGGAGUACUACAAUCAAGUGGCCAUUCAUUUAUAAGCACCCAUCCCGAGUUUCAAAUUCCUCAAACUUCAUGAUCAAUUUCAUCAUCUCCACUUACUCCUCCUUCUUCUCCACUAAUCUAAUCCUCCUUUUUUGCUGGUGUUCUAAUUAACAGCUAGCAAAAUCCCAUCCAAAAUUCCUCCCCCCCAAAAAAAAAAAGAAAAAGAAAAACAACAACAGAAAUGGAAACUAAACUAAUAUCCCAAGUAAUUAUACCCCCAUCAUCUCCAACUCCAACUCACCUGAAAAUCUUCAAGCUUUCCCAGUUAGAUCAGCUGAUUCCUGCACCUUAUGCACCAAUUGUCCUCUUCUACCCCAACCCAAACUCUGCCAGUUUCCCUCAAAUCAUUAAAAGAGUCGAAAGCCUGAAGAAAUCCCUUUCAAAAACGUUAGCCCUGUUCUACCCUUUAGCUGGAACCAUCAGAGAUGAUUUAUCCAUCGACUGCAAUGAUAAAGGAGCUUACUUUGCUGUAACAAAAGUAAACUGUCAGCUUUUCCAGUUCUUAAACAAGCCGGAUAUUCAGAUGAUCUCUAAGUUCUUGCCUUGUGACGCUGGGUACGUUGGGCCCAUGGAAGGAACCCGGGUGACGAAUAUCCAAGUGAAUGUGUUUGAAUGCGGUGGAAUGGCAAUUGGGCUUUGCAUUUCACACAAGAUCCUGGAUGGAUCCGCCCUGGAUACCUUCCUCCGUAGCUGGGCAACGGCGGCGGCGGCGGCUGGUGACGGCGAGGUGGAGGAUAUUACUGAGCCGAACUUCAUAGCCUCGUCUCUGUUUCCGGCGAAUGAUUGUUGGCUGAGAGAUACAGCUAUGGGGAUGUGGAAGUCUUCAUUUAAGAUGGGGAAUUCGGUUACAAAAAGGUUCGUUUUCGAUUCCGCCGCCAUAUCCGGCUUGAGAUCCCUGGCGGCCGCCGGCCUGAGGAGGAAGCCCACCCGGGUGGAAGCCGUCUCUGCUUUCCUCUGGAAAUGCGUCAUGGCCGCCGGAAAAUCAAAAUCCUCCAUGUUAACUCACGUCGUCAACCUGAGGAAAAGGGCAGUUCCGGCACUGUCCGGAAAUUCAAUUGGAAACCUGAUUUGGAUUUCCAGCGCAAAAUGUAGCCCCGGAAAAGAACAGCCGGGCGGCUUGGAGUUAGAAUUGCCGGCGCUGGCUGAAAAGAUACAGUUUUCCAUAUCCAAAAUUAACGGAGAAUACAUCAAGAAGAUGAUGCACGCGGGGAAUGACGGAUCAUCAACCCAGAUGAGGAAAUCCCUGAAAGAGAUUGCGGAAUUCGGGUCAAUCUCCGGCGGAGGAGCAGAGUACCUGGGAUUCAGCAGCUGGUGCGGGUUCGGAUUCUACGAGGUCGAUUUCGGGUGGGGAAAACCCGUCUGGGUCAGCAGCUACGCUUUGUCUGCGCCGGUGUUUAUGAAUCUUGUGAUUCUGAUGGAAACCAGAAAUGGGGAUGGGAUUGAAGCUUGGGUGACUUUGGAUGAACAAGAAAUGGAUGUAUUGGAACAAGAUCAGCAGGUUCUGGAAUUCGUUACACUGGAUCCUAGCCCUUUGGAUCACCUGAAACUUUGUUAGAAAAAACAACAUAGUACUGGUCAAAAACUGUAGAUUGCCCUUGUCUAUAUCUGGCAUUUUCAACACACGUUGUGACAAUAACAUCAAGUAUGCUUGUUCAUGACAUUUCCUAGAGUGACUUUUGAUGAGAUCAAUGAAUGGAAUAGUCUUAAUAACGUCAAAAUUAUUAGGAUUCAAUUCGAUCCUUCCACCAUCAAAUCUCAAUAUAUGAAGUUUGACUAUAUGUAAAUUAAAUGUCAAUGGUCACUUCCAUUUCAUUUCAAUCAUACUCGCUUCUCAAAAGACAUUUCAAUAGCUUUUUCUUUUCAUUGGAAAUUAACCAAUCAAU
This is a messenger RNA of Oldenlandia corymbosa var. corymbosa, 2403 nucleotides long. The record is from the annotation of a GenBank genome assembly. NCBI's taxonomy places the organism in Eukaryota, Viridiplantae, Streptophyta, Magnoliopsida, Gentianales, Rubiaceae.